AAGGGAGGAGUUCUUAUUGACACCUCCCCCUCCACCGGCUUUCUUUUCCUAAGCUCUCUGAAACACAGAGAGAGCACAUGGCUGCCUGGUUUUGAAACCGACCUCACUCAUGGUGGUAGAGGACAUGUGCGCCUGUGCAGUCCCUCCCCUGGCAAGUGCAGCAGAAAAACGGAAGCAGAAUAUUCUGUAGGUCUUCAUUUGCUCACUUCUGCUCGCAUCAUGUCGCUGCUGACUCACGUGCUGGCGUGCCUGUUUGGAAUGGGCUCCUGGGUGGCCAUCAAUGGGAUGUGGGUGGAGCUCCCCUUGAUCGUAAAUGAUAUCCCAGAGCGCUGGUUGCUGCCCUCCUACCUCACAGUCCUCAUCCAAAUGGCCAAUAUAGGCCCUCUCUUCAUCACACUGAUGCACCGUUUCCGCCCAGGGGUGCUCGAUGAGCGGCCGGUCAUCUACGGCAUUGUAGGAUUGGGCAUCGUUGCUACAUUCCUUCUGGCUUUCCUUUGGAAGCACACAGUGACCUUCGGAAGCUCUUUGCAUAGUGUUCCACUGCUGACAUUGAGUUUCCUGCUAUCUGUGGUGGACUGCACCUCAUCUGUUACCUUUCUUCCUUUCAUGAUGCGGCUGCGUCCACAAUAUCUCACAACGUAUUUUGCAGGUGAGGGCCUCAGUGGUCUCGUGCCUGCAGUGGUGGCACUUAUUCAAGGCGUUGGUGUAGUUCACUGUGAAAAUGCCACUUUAUCUAAUAAUUCCAACAUAACUGACAAUGGAAUGCUAAAGGCCAUCUACCAGCCUGCUAAAUUCUCUGCGCAGGUCUUCUUCAUAUUCCUUAGUGUAAUGAUGGUCGUGUGUCUGGUCGCUUUCCUUCUACUCAAUCACCACCCAGCUGUGGCUCAUGAGAGAAAAAGUGAACGGUACUUCAGUGGGGAACUUGAUCGUGAGAAGAAAGAACAAGGCCUAUCUCUGAAUGCCCAGACACCAGAGCAAAAGCCCAUGAUCAGCCCCUCAGAGGCUGGCAAGAGGGAACCUAAGAGUUCUUUCGGGAGGGGGACAUAUAGUAUCUUUGAGGUGGUGUUUAUCUUUGUAGUGUUGGCUUGGGUCAAUGCUCUGACCAAUGCAGUGCUGCCUUCAGUGCAGUCCUACUCAUGCAUGCCUUACGGGAACAAGGCUUACCAUCUAGCUGCCACCAUGGGAGCUGUUGCUAACCCUGUGGCUUGCUUCAUCGCCAUGUUCAUACCAAUAAGGUCUCUUGUCUUCAUGGGAGUUUUGACCAUUUUUGGGACUGGAUUUGGAGCCUACAUUAUGGGCAUGGCUGUUCUAAGUCCCUGUCCUUUGCUGGUCCACAGUACCUCUGGAACUGUAGUCAUAGUGCUGGCCUGGAUACUCUUUGUCCUCACCCUGUCUUAUGUCAAAGUCAUCAUUGGGGUGAUCCUGAGGGAUGAAGGCCACAGUGCCCUCGUGUGGUGUGGAGCUGUAGUGCAGCUGGGUUCAAUGCUCGGUGCUCUAACCAUGUUUCCACUUGUUGGUUUCUAUCAGCUUUUUGAGUCGGGUGAUGCUUGCAACACUAAGUGUCCAACAUAGAUGUAAAAGGUGUCUAAGGCUACGUUCAUAGUGCAGGUCUUAAUGCUCAAUUCCGAUUUUUUGAUCAAAUCCGAUUUUUUUGUCUGCUUGUUCACACUACAAAUAAAAUGCGACAGCAAACGCGCUCUAGUGUGAACCCUCAAAGCGGCCCGCAUGCGCAAAAGAAGACGUCACACACAACGCGCUCUGUUUAGAUCCAGACCAAACAGUAUUGUUUGGCUGAUGGCCCUUAAUAUAAAGACUUGUUUCGGACUUUACGUUUCCCAGUUUUGUUUUAAGUUAUUUUAUUAUUUACAUAUGGCCUAAUAAUUAUCCUUAUUGCUGUUUUAGAGAGGAGCGGUGCUUCAAAGGAUAGUUGCAGAUUUCUGUCAGAAUCUGCUGAUUAUACAGUACAAAUAAAAUGUUCACAUUUCUCCAACGUUGUCUUCCCAACAGUUUCACUAACAUCUACACUGGAUGGCCAGGAAGCGUUCACGAUGUCUUCUCAGGCGCUUCUCCGGAACUGAUAAUUGGCGUCUGUCUUGUGUCAGUGACGUAAAAGACGGAUUUAAUGCGACUUGACCAUUCAAACAGCAGUCACUUUCUAAAACAUCAGAUAUGUAUCGGAUUCAGUACCACAUACGAAAGUGACCCAGAUCGGAUUUGAAAUUAUCGGAUUUGUGCUGUUCACACUGUCAUAUCAUGAUCGGAUAUGGAUCGCAUAGGGUCAAAAAAAGUGGGAUUUGAUGCGCUUUCGCCUGCAGUGAGAACGUAGCCUAAGUUCAACUCUGCUGUACAGAACUCUAGUAUUAAUUGCACUUGUUUUAGUAGAACUGCACUUAUUCCAACUUGUUGUAAGAGAGCUGGCAAGUUAUAGGUGAAAUUCCACCACAGUAUCACUCCGUGUUUUUACCUAAGUUGUGUUUGUAAAUGUCAUAUACUUUAUCAGUAGUUAAUGGUGUAUGAAGUACACAUACACCCAGUGCUUAACAAAUGUAUUAGACCACCUCUCAUAAAAACAAGAAAACACAAAUAAGUUUGAAUUCACAAUUUUAUACCCAAAUCUGAAUGGGCACACUGGACCUUAUCUGAGAAGUCAGAAUCAAGCACAACAUUCAACCACUAAAACAAACUUUUCUGUUCAGUAAUACAAGUAAAUGAGUAUAAUUUGUCAUCUUAAUUUAAAAACGAGCUUUAUUUUUAUUUAUUUAUUUUUUUUUGUGAAACACAAAAUUUGAGAAGUCUACUUGCAAAAACUGAUGCAGUCUCUUUAAUUCAUUACAGAAACAUAAAAUAAUGAUUUUGGUAAUUACCAGUAUUAUUAAUAUAGAGCUGCUGUGGCACAAACCUUACAUUGGAUGGUAAUCUAAUAAAUUUGUUAAGCACUAUAUCCAUCUAUAGUGUAUCAGACUACAAAAAGACCAAACUAAAUAGUGUUCUGCCACUGAAUAUAUUACAAAACCUUGUCAGUUCAAAGGUCAAAACUAUUUUACUUGAAGUUUGAACAUCAUGUCAGAUGAUGAUGUUCAACGUAUACUUUAUUGAUUUUGCUUUAUAAGAAGUCAUGGUACUGUCGCCUUUAAAAUGUGCCUUAAUUCUAUAAAAUGACCUGGGCAUUUUUGGGGGUAGACUACUGUGUUGUUUAAAUAAAACUACAAUGUGCUUUGUAUAUGUUACUGAAGUGGAGAAACUGUUGAACAACACCAAAUAAAACAUUUGUUUAAUU
Messenger RNA from Pelmatolapia mariae (spotted tilapia), 3277 nucleotides. RefSeq names its product solute carrier family 52 member 3-2b (gene slc52a3-2b). Gene Ontology annotation, cellular component: plasma membrane. The transcript has 4 exons. Bases 220 to 1572 code for a protein of 450 amino acids. The record is from RefSeq and is a predicted model, not a curated record. Gene Ontology annotation, biological process: riboflavin transport. Lineage: Eukaryota; Metazoa; Chordata; Actinopteri; Cichliformes; Cichlidae. Gene Ontology annotation, molecular function: riboflavin transmembrane transporter activity.